Messenger RNA from Heterobasidion irregulare TC 32-1, 729 nucleotides. RefSeq lists its product as uncharacterized. The coding region runs from base 1 to 729 and encodes 242 amino acids. Lineage: Eukaryota; Fungi; Basidiomycota; Agaricomycetes; Russulales; Bondarzewiaceae. The record is from RefSeq and is a predicted model, not a curated record. The transcript has a single exon.
AUGAAUUCUCUCCUUUCAACGGAAUAUCCGGAGGAGGUUCUUCUCUCCAAAGGUGUACUGAACAUCGACACCGUUUUUUGGGCCGAUAUGAUCCUUCAACGCUCUGCCGAUAUCCCUGGGGCGGUCAUCGAGAAGGUCGAGCACUAUAAAUGCACCGACGGCUUCGAGCACGAAUUCCUCGCCGUACAUAUCGAUCACCCUUUGAACGACGCAGCUAGCGGCCGGAAGAUCGUCCUCUUCAUGGAGCGCACCCAGCGUCCCAGCCCGUUGACCAUUUUGCUCAGCAGCACUGGAUCACCUCCACCCAUUCCUGCCACCGAUGUCAUUUCAAUCUCGUCUCCAGAAGUGCUAGAUCCCAUUCAAUAUAUAACAAACAACCACUUUCGACACGUCCUCAUCUCCACUCUCCAAUUCGACGACCGCCGCCCAACUGACAGGGACCUUUCGGAUCUUGUGAAUUUUGUCGCAGCAGAAAAGCCCAAAUAUGACUUGAAGUACCAGUGUUAUUGGUUUUCAAGCCUCAUCUACGAUGCGUUAAGGGAUAUAUUUGGUGGCCAGCCGACCGACUCCGAGCAUGCGGAAAUGCGCGGCCAUUUCUACGGUCGCAAAGCGCCGAAAAGCGAAGGGUGGGCAGAACUCAAAUCUAGGUUCAAAAGCUCGACAUCUACCCCCGAGACGAUCAAAUCUGUGAGUUUGUUUGUCCGCCUCUCCGUCUUGAUAGUUUUCUGA